Messenger RNA from Pyricularia grisea, 105 nucleotides. RefSeq lists its product as uncharacterized. NCBI's taxonomy places the organism in Eukaryota, Fungi, Ascomycota, Sordariomycetes, Magnaporthales, Pyriculariaceae. The record is from RefSeq and is a predicted model, not a curated record. The coding region runs from base 1 to 105 and encodes 34 amino acids. The transcript has 2 exons.
AUGGGUUCAAACGGCUCCGUAAUCCGGGCUGGGGUCGAUCUGGCUGGUACAUGGAUCACGUUGGUGUCAGGUGCAUCAGCCCUAGCAUUGGCCCAAGCUGAAUAG